Molecule: messenger RNA, 1809 nt
Organism: Populus trichocarpa (black cottonwood)
Lineage: Eukaryota; Viridiplantae; Streptophyta; Magnoliopsida; Malpighiales; Salicaceae
Exons: 3
Coding region: 645-1592 (315 amino acids)
Molecular function (GO): S-adenosylmethionine-dependent methyltransferase activity
Source: RefSeq, a predicted model, not a curated record
UACCAUGAUUUGACAUACACGAAUUACUCUCCUCUCCUCUCCUCUCCUCUCUCACUAGUUCAAAGAGCAAGAAUUCAGAAAGAUUUGAAGCCAGCCCGGUAUCAUUUUGUAACUUAAAAAUCCAGUACAAACACAAGAACAACCUGAUCGUCUCAUUUUGCAACUUAAAAAGCGCGUGAAAUGUUAGUACUAAUAGCAGUAGCAAACACUCCGAUUUGAAGAUUUCAAUGGUGUCCCAAACAACAAACCUGACAUCUGCAGAUUUAUUACACUGAUUGUCUCUAUUCCUUAUCUCUUAUUUGUCACUUUGAUUUGAAAAGAGCACUCACCUAUUAAGCAGCUUGGGCUCUGGGGGCAGUUACAAUCUUUGCUGUUUUUGGGACAGGCGAAGGCAGAGAUAAAAAGAGUGAAAUUCGCUUUGGAACAUGCAGUGGAUCUGAUGCAGAUGGUAUUCUGAGCAGGUACUGAUGAAGUUGGGUUCUUGAGAGAAAAAAAGAUUGCAUUUUUAGGAUUUUCUUUGGCAACCCAGAAAAUAAGAAAGAGAGGGGAAGAGAAAGUUAAAAAGGAAAAGAAGUUUUCAAGCAGCAGCGUUUGGAAAAGCAAGAUACCAUAGUUCUUGUUUGUGCAGGAUUUUGAAUCUAGCAAUGUCACUGGCAAUCAAACCUCAUCUCCACCAUCACAAUCACAGAAUGCACAAACCCACGUCAACAAACAGCAGAGACUGGACACAGAUCUACAAAAUUUAUGGCAUGGAACAAUGGCAAACAUUACUUUUUCUCACAUUUCAAGCUAUUCUCUUCUCCAUUUUAUCAAUCCUUUUCCUCCUUUACUUCCAACCAAUCUGUCAAUUUCUAGACACUCUCUUCAUCUUCACCCCCACCAGCUCCACCGGUGGUGGCAGUGCAGCACGUUUUGCUGCUGGAUUCACCGGCUGCGUGACAGCACUGUCUGCUGUUUGUUUGUUUUUCGCGGCCGGGAACUUCUUUUAUAGUGCUGUUGGGUUGCACUAUGAAAUGGCGCAAAGGAUCGUGAGUUGUGUGAAUGAUUGGUCUACUGUUAAGGUUGCUCUUGAUAUUGGGUGCGGCCGUGGGAUUUUGUUGAAUGCGGUGGCUACUCAGUUGAAGAAGACAGGGAGUUCGGGUCGGGUUGUUGGGUUGGACCGGUCUAAAAGAACUACUUUGUCUACGCUUCGAACCGCCAACAUAGAAGGUGUGGGAGAGUAUGUCACUUGCAGAGAGGGUGAUGUGAGGAGUCUACCGUUUGGUGACAACUAUUUUGAUGUUGUGGUAUCAGCUACUUUUGUACACACAGUUGGAAAAGAGUAUGGCCAUCGGACAGUGGAGGCCGCAGCGGAAAGAAUGAGGGUGUUGGGUGAGAUGGUCAGGGUUUUGAAGCCCUGUGGUGUUGGGGUUUUGUGGGAUCUACUACAUGUGCCGGAAUAUGUCCGCCGACUCCAAGAAUUGAAGAUGGAGGAUAUUAGGGUUUCAGAGCGGGUAACUGCCUUCAUGGUGAGCAGCCACAUCGUAUCAUUUCGGAAACCUAGUCAGCACAUGCUUGGUCCUGGUGAGGUUCGCCUGGAUUGGAGGUUCUGAUGUGCUAGUACACAUCCUAGUUAUUUGUCAAAAAAAUUAGGAAAAAAAAUAAAUCAAGAUGAAAAAAUAGGAAAAGAAUUAGAGAAAUAUACGUAAGUUACUGGUGAUCUUACUUUCAAAAGUCUGGGAAGACGAAGCCGGCCCAGAUGUCUUGUUGAAAACGUAUACAUGUGAUGUAGUAGUGCUAUUGUAUAUCAAUGAAGGAACUGAUUGCAAA